Chelonoidis abingdonii (Abingdon island giant tortoise) is the source of this 1144-nucleotide messenger RNA. Lineage: Eukaryota; Metazoa; Chordata; Testudines; Testudinidae. The record is from RefSeq and is a predicted model, not a curated record.
AGGUUGCUGGGAGUUGAGUAGCCAUGGCGACGGUGCGGCGCUGUGGCGCCGCUGCUCUGCUCCUGGUGCUCAGCGUGCGACUCUCGGCUGGGCAGAGCUUCUCCCUGCCUCUGCGCCAGCCGCAGGACUGCGGCGGUGCCCGUUACUUCGACAUCUCCAGCCUGGCGUGCGGCCAGUGCGGGCCACACCAGGAGCGGAGCGCCUGGGGUAUUUCAUGUGCGUGUCUACCAGGAUUCAAGAUGGUUUCUAAUAAUGGUGGACCUUCUGUUAUUUGUGAAAAAUGCCCAGAGAAUAUGAGUGGUGUUACUGAAGAUGGGUGGAGUUGUAUUACUUGUCCUAAAGGCUUAACUACAGAAGGAAAAUGUAAAUGCGCCAUUAAUGAAAUUUUAGUGGAAAGAGAUGUUAAUGGCAAGUUGUUGAAUGAAGCAUUGUGUAUACGCUGUGAUGCAAAUGAACCAUCAUUCUCUGCUUCAAAUGUCUUGGGAGAUAGGUGUAUAAGAUGUGAACAAACAUUCAUCAAUAUAACUGAGUCUUGUGACUGUUCGGACCCAAAUAUUUUGACUGGAGGGUUAUGCUUCAGUAACAGCAGAAACUUCCCCUCAAAGGCAGUUGCAACUGUACGUUAUGGACAGCUAGGUAUAACAGUGGUAUCAGCAUGGUUCCUGAAAAACCUACAAGCAUCAGCAGCUGCUUGUUGGCUGUACUCCAAUCUAACAUCGUGCCAAGCACUUGGAAAUAUGUGUGUGAUGAACAUGAACUCAUUAAGCUCUACCACUAGUGAUGCAUGUGGUCUGUUUCAGUAUGUCUAUGCAAAUACAGCAGGGCUAGGCACUGUUCAUUCAGUAUCCUUCUGGAGACAGAAUCUUCCAUGGCUGUACUAUGGUGACCAGCCAGGAUUAGCAUCUCAAGUACUUGAUACAACCCAGUUCCCUACAAGCUUCAGUUUUAAAGGAACAAACAAGAAUAUAAAACUGCAGCUUAUCGCAGCUUCAUAUGAUGCAGAGGGAAACUUUCUUAAAUGGCAAAAUUUGGAAGGAGGUGUCUUGCAGCUUUGUCCUGACACACUGACUAGGCUGAAUGCUGCUUAUAUUUUUGGAACAACUUAUCAACAAAGUGUAAGCAUGAAGUAAAAUUUUAUUUUGGA